Messenger RNA from Trichoderma citrinoviride, 1242 nucleotides. RefSeq lists its product as hypothetical. NCBI's taxonomy places the organism in Eukaryota, Fungi, Ascomycota, Sordariomycetes, Hypocreales, Hypocreaceae. The transcript has 5 exons. The record is from RefSeq and is a predicted model, not a curated record. The coding region runs from base 1 to 1242 and encodes 413 amino acids.
AUGAAGUUGCUCGUCCUUUCCGCCGUACUAUCAGCACUCCAGGCUGUUGAAGCUCGGGAUCCGGCUUGUCACCCUGCUGCGCCGUCAUGUCAAUUCGUUUCCCCCUGGACUGCCCGCGAGUGCUCAAACAUCAUUCACUCUCACCAUAUCCGACUCUCGACGUGCGAGGCUCCUGAGAAAACCAUCACCAAGACCGUCGUCGCCACUCAUCAUCCAACUUUUACACACACCAAGACCGUGAAGCCUGCGCCGAGCACGAAGACUUCGACCAAAGUCAUCACCGCUACUGACCCUGUCACCCAACAAGACACAACGACAGCCUGGGCCACCGCAACAGCAGUGUCAACCACGACAGCAGUGACGAGCGACUUCACAACUGCUACCACAACUACGACUUCUGUCGAGACCGAAACUGAUUCCACCACAAUCACAACCACCCAAGAGGUCACCAGGACCGUCAGCUGGGCGCCUGAAGUCUGCACUCCGACGCUCACUCUGCCAACAACUCAGGCACCAACUCUAGCGCCCACUCUGGCGCCUAUCAAGCGCUCAGACAACCACAACGACUACAAGAUUCCUCGCGAUUGUUCAUGCUUCCUGACCUCCACCAAGAGCUGUGGUCCCCGCGCCACAAAGGUCGUCACUAGAGUGGAGGACCGUCCUACAUAUAUCACCAAGACCGUCACCGAUCGAAGGAACUGCGAGACUGUUACGGUCACCAAGACAUCCAUAACCCACAUCAACGGAGCACCGCCGCCCAAGCAGACGGUGACUUCUACGACGACCUCUACCGUUGUCACAACAGCUACGUCAACCAGCACGGUUGAGCAAAUCACCACUGCCACGGAGGCCACCACGACAACAGUCGUCGAAGCCAGCACCGUCACCACGUCACACUCGGUCACUGCCACCGAGGACCCCUGCAGCCCGACCAACAUCAACAAGUAUCUCCUCCCAGGCCCUCCCUCCAGCCCCAACGUCGUCCUGGGCUUCCGCGGGGAUGGUGGUAACGACGCCAGCAAUUGUUGUCAGGAUUGCCAUAUGAACUCGGACUGCGCUUGGUGGAGGCUCUCUGCCGACGGCUCCCUCUGCGAGGGAUACUUUACGAGCCUCAGUGCUGUGGUUGAGGGAUGCACUACUACUACGUGCCGUAGGGGACAUCCGCUUGUGAUCGUCGACCCAGAGUCGGAUGGAAGCACGUACGGUAUGGGAGUAUGUGGUACAUUCAGCGUGGUAUCUUGA